Molecule: messenger RNA, 1454 nt
Organism: Amoebophrya sp. A120
Lineage: Eukaryota; Dinophyceae; Syndiniales; Amoebophryaceae
Source: the annotation of a GenBank genome assembly
CUUUGAGGAAGAAAGGAUGACUAUCUAUCAACGAAGCGGGAGGACACAUGAUCUUAAAAAUCUGUGGCGCUACAAAACUCCUUAACAAGACAGUGCCGGUAGUUGACCCGACUUCAUAAGUGUUUUUUGGUCGAGAGAGAGGGAAAUUGCAGUAUUUUUUUCGCCAAGUAAGAACUACUUUAAGCCUAAGCAAGCCGAAACUCUACGUCCUGCUCCUGUCCAUCUUUUCAGGCACAUCUUAUUCGCUGUAGAAGUAACUUGUCCAAUAUGCCCAACAUGACCAGGACGAUGGUGCCCGAGGACGCACGCCGCGAGCAGGAGGCGGCAAAUGCCGGGAAAAAGAUCAAGGAAAGCUACAACGGGGACGGGUACUAGGACGACUUUGCUUUUUGCUACGGCUACAUAUUUAUGCAAUACAAAUUUAGCCAUAGCCUCUAUGACUGGACGUACAAAAUGCAUGAUACAACUGAACUGAAAAAAAUAAAUGAUUUCCAACUACCGUUCAUAAUCAAAUUCAACCCAGCACGACCGUGUCCGGCGAAUACCACGUGCCUGAUGACGAAAAAACCGGCAGCGGUGGUUAUUCCAUCUCUCCGAACACGUAUCCGAUUCUGGUCCAGCCGCCCAUUAUUGCGGUCCAGCAGACUAUCCCGACGGCGCCCAUCCCCCGCCCGAAAAUUCAUGGAAAAGAGGACGACGUCUGCUGUGCUUGCGUGGAUCACUGCACGGCAGUCCCUUCGACCGAGACGCGGGAUAUAAGCACCAACAGCAUUUUGCGCAUCAAUUUUACCUACUGGGACCGGCACUGGUGCACCUGCGGCCCGCACCCGGGCGUCGCGGAGCAGGAUCAGCGCUGCCCGGAGGAGGUCAUUCAAGCGGCGAUUGUGAACUGCGGGGGGAAGCCGGUGAUCGAGUUGAAAGGGAACGCUGGAAACCACAACCAGCCCGGACGGCUGAUUGACGUGCGAAAGGAGUUGUCGCAGAUUUGGCACGCCUUUUUGGGACCCGAAGGGAAUCUGUACCGCCAUGUGCAGCAGAAGCAUUUGGACACCGGCACGGUCUGCAUGUUCCCGAUUGUCUUUCUCUACACACUCCUGCUGGUUCUCACCUGCGGCUUGUGUUGCCAGUCGUGCAAGAUUAAAAACAAACGGGUAAAAGCGUGGGAUCAGGACUUACGGAAGUGGCAGCUGGAAUUCAAUAAAGCCAUUUCCCCCUUUGGGCUCUUCGUGAAGACCCAAACCCACUGCUGGGUGACCAUCUCCUAUGACGGUGAUGGCCGGCCGCAGAAAAACCGCCAUUUUCGCCGUUGGAUCGCGUUGGCGUUGACCCCGGAGCAGAGCGCGCUGCUGGCGGGGGAACCCCACAUCAGCGGGGACGUAGAGGUGGAUUUGUGUUGCGGUGGGGUCAACGAACUAGCGCUGAGUAUGCACCCGCCCAAUGGAAUGCUGUUCUGA